This is a messenger RNA of Sorghum bicolor (sorghum), 1164 nucleotides long. RefSeq lists its product as uncharacterized. The transcript has a single exon. The coding region runs from base 1 to 1164 and encodes 387 amino acids. The record is from RefSeq and is a predicted model, not a curated record. Lineage: Eukaryota; Viridiplantae; Streptophyta; Magnoliopsida; Poales; Poaceae.
AUGGAGUUCCAGACAAAGAAGCAGAAGAAGGAUCACCUCCGGCUCAUCAACAACGUUGCAGUUCAAGGGCCGGUAAGAUGCACUGAUUGGUCCAGAACCCCAAUAACCUUCACCGAGGAAGAUCUAAGGUUGGAAAGCUACCCACAUACGGAUGCCUUGGUCAUAACAACAAAUGUUGCGGGUUGGGGAGUGAGCAGGAUCUUAGUGGAUUCAGGGAGUUCCGCAGACAUAAUAUUUGCUGGAACCUUCAACCAAAUGAAGCUCAGCAGAAGCCAGCUCCAACCUUCGGAGUCACCUUUGAUCGGGUUCGGAGGAAAGCACAUACAUGCUCUGGGGAAGGUCGCCUUGCCCGUAUCCUUCGGCACAUCGGAGAACGCAAGAACAGAGUAUGUCACCUUCGAUGUGGUAGACCUGCACUACCCAUACAAUGCCAUAUUCAGGCGAGGGUUCUUGAACAAGUUCAAUGCGGCCGCCCAUAUAGGAUACCUGUGCAUGAAAAUCCCGGCUCUGCACGGAGUGAUCACGGUUCACGGAAGUCAAAAGGAGGCAAGGAACAUAGAGAAAGCGAUCUACAAGUCCUUCCGUAACAUAAACUCCGUAGACUCCACGCAAGAAGAAGCUUCCCAGCCACCAGACAUGCCAAGGGGGAAAACAAACCUGGCCGAUCAAGAGGAAACAAAAUGUGUCCCUCUACAGGAGGCAGUACCAGAUAGGAAAGUCACCAUAUCCGCUACCCUCAACAUAGAGGAGGAGCUUGAGUUGCUGGACGUGCUACAGAAGAAUCAGGAUAUCUUUGCCGGGAGUGCCAAUGACCUACAAGGAGUUAGCAGAGACAUCAUAGAGCAUUCACUGGACAUCGACCCAAGAAUGAGGCCGAAGAAACAAAGGCAGAGGAAGAUGUCUGAAGAAAGAACCUUAGCGGCGAAGGCAGAAGUACAGAGACUUCUGGACGCGAAUGUCAUCAGAGAGAUCAUAUACCCAGAAUGGUUGGCAAAUGUGGUCCUGGUCCCCAAGAAAAAUGGCAAAAUGAGAAUGUGCAUAGAUUUCACAGACCUCAACAAGGCUUGUGUCAAAGACUCCUUCCCCUUGCCAAGGAUAGACACCUCUGUUGACAAAGCUGCCGUGUCACAGAACCGACCAAAUUAUAAAAGUUCAAGUGCAUAA